Molecule: messenger RNA, 3248 nt
Organism: Momordica charantia (bitter melon)
Lineage: Eukaryota; Viridiplantae; Streptophyta; Magnoliopsida; Cucurbitales; Cucurbitaceae
Gene: AMY3
Product: alpha-amylase-like 3
Biological process (GO): carbohydrate metabolic process
Molecular function (GO): calcium ion binding; alpha-amylase activity
Source: RefSeq, a predicted model, not a curated record
UUCCCCAGAUAUUUAUUUAUUAUUCCAAAAGCAAUUCUAUUUUAUUUUUUGCAAAGGAAAGUCAUUUUAUUUGAUUAAUCAAAUAGUGUCCACUCUUGUCAUUUAUCUCCAAUCUCUCUCUCUCUCUCUCUCUCUCUCCUGUCCUCUUUUUUCUCUCUCUUCUGUUCUUCAUUUAAGUUCUUCUUCCCGGUUCCCUGCAUCUGCGCUGAAGAGGGAGUAGUGGCAACAGUGGGAUCAUGUCGACGAUUGGACUCGAUCCUCUUCUAUACCACUGUGGGAAAGGGAAACACAGAUUCCACCGGCGUCCUCAAUUCAAUACGCUCAAACCCUGUUCCUUCGGUUACUAUCCUAAUAAGCUCCUCUACCGUGGCCGAAGGAGUUUCUUCAAUUGCAAUUCUUAUAGACUUCCUGCUCUUAGAKCUAGCUCGACUAAUGCGGCUCUUCUUGAAAGUUUCCAAUCUACGGAUGUCCUACUGAAGGAGACGUUUCCUCUCAAGCGCACCGAAAAGGUGGAGGGAACGAUCUUUGUCCGAUUAGCGCAGGGGAAAAACCAGAAUCAAUGGGAGCUUACUGUGGGAUGUAACCUUACUGGGAAAUGGAUUCUUCACUGGGGCGUGUCCUUAAUCGACGAUAGUGGCAGCGAAUGGGAUCAACCUCCUAAAGAAAUGAUACCCCCGGGUUCAAUACCCAUCAAAGAUUAUGCAAUUGAAACACCAUUGAAAAAAUCAUCCUCAUCUUCUCUGGGAGAUACUGUUCAUGAAGUGAAGAUAGAUCUUGUUCCCAACAAAGGAAUUGCAGCUAUAAAUUUUGUUUUAAAGGAUGAAGAAACUGGAAUUUGGUAUCAGCACAAAGGGAGAGAUUUUAAGGUGCCUCUUACAGACUCCCAUGGUGAUGAUGGCAAUAUAGUUGGAACGAAAAAGGGCUUGGGUUUAUGGCCAGGGGCUUUGGGACAGCUAUCCAACCUACUUGUCAAAGCAGAGUCUUCUAAAGGUCAAGAAAGCAGUGGUGAAUCUGGAGAUACAAAGGAGAAAUAUUUGGAAGGAUUCUAUGAAGAACUGCCUAUUGUAAAAGAAGUAGCUUUUGAUAACUCGGUCAGUGUUUCAGUUAGAAAUUGUCCUGAAACAACCAAAUAUCUUUUGUAUUUGGAAACUGACCUACCUGGAGAUGUAAUUGUUCAUUGGGGAGCUUCAAGAGAUGAGACUAGGAAAUGGGAGAUUCCAGCUGCUCCUCAUCCUCCGGAAACAACAGUAUUCAAGAACAAGGCCUUGCGUACUCUACUGCAGCUGAAAGAAGGGGGGAAGGGAUCUUGUGGAAUUUUUACCAUAGAAGAAGAGUUUGAUGGAUUUCUUUUUGUUCUCAAGCAGAACGAGAACCCUUGGUUAAACUACAAGGGAGAUGACUUCUACAUCCCUUUCCCAAGUUCAGGUCAUUUGCCUGGUCAAAAGAGACAGAAUGAAUUUGAAGAUGCAGGAGUAUCUAGAAAAGCUGGAGAUGGAUAUGAAGAAGUUUCUGUUACUGCUUAUACUGAUGGAAUUAUCAAGGAAAUUAGAAAUUUUGUUACUGACAUUUCUUCUCAGAGGACUCAAAAGAAAAAAACCAUAGAAGCACAAGAAAGCAUUCUUCAGGAAAUUGAAAAAUUGGCUGCUGAAGCCUAUAGUAUCUUCAGAAGUGCUUCUCCAACUUUUACAGAGGAAAUAAUUGAGAUGCCUAAACCUGUAGAGCCACCCGUGCAAAUUUCCUCUGGCACAGGUUCAGGUUUUGAAAUAUUGUGCCAAGGAUUUAAUUGGGAAUCUCACAAGUCUGGAAGAUGGUACAUGGAACUUAAAGAGAAAGCUGCAGAAUUAUCCUCCCUUGGUUUCACUGUGAUAUGGUUGCCACCUCCAACUGAAUCUGUGUCACCAGAGGGAUACAUGCCAAAGGACUUGUAUAAUUUAAGUUCCAGAUAUGGUAACAUUGAUGAGCUGAAGGAUGUUGUGAAAACAUUCCAUGAUGUUGGGAUAAAGGUUCUUGGUGAUGUUGUCUUAAAUCAUCGUUGUGCACAUUUUAAAAAUCAAAAUGGUAUUUGGAAUAUAUUUGGUGGUCGCUUAAAUUGGGAUGACCGUGCAGUAGUUUCAGACGAUCCACAUUUUCAGGGUAGAGGCAACAAAAGUAGCGGAGAUAACUUCCAUGCAGCACCCAACAUUGAUCAUUCACAAGAUUUUGUGAGAAAUGAUAUUAAAGAAUGGCUACGCUGGUUAAGAAAAGAAAUUGGGUAUGAUGGGUGGAGGCUUGAUUUUGUCAGAGGAUUCUGGGGUGGUUAUGUGAAGGAUUACUUGGAUGCAAGUGAACCUUACUUUGCUGUAGGUGAAUACUGGGAUUCCCUGAGCUAUACGUAUGGUGAGAUGGAUCAUGAUCAAGAUGCUCAUAGACAGAGAAUUGUUGACUGGAUAAAUGCUACUAAUGGAACUGCUGGGGCAUUUGAUGUUACUACCAAAGGGAUUCUUCAUUCUGCACUUGAUAGAUGCGAAUACUGGCGAUUAUCAGAUCAGAAGGGAAAGCCUCCUGGAGUUGUUGGAUGGUGGCCCUCUCGUGCUGUUACGUUUAUAGAGAAUCACGACACUGGAUCUACACAGGGUCAUUGGAGAUUUCCCGGUGGAAAAGAAAUGCAAGGAUAUGCUUACACUCUGACUCAUCCAGGAACACCAUCAGUAUUCUUUGACCACAUUUUCUCCCACUACAAAUCUGACAUUGCUGCACUUAUUUCUCUCAGAAAACGAAAUAAAGUCAACUGCCGGAGUGUAGUUAAAAUUGAGAAGGCAGAAAGGGAUGUCUAUGCAGCCACCAUUGAUGAAAAAGUUGCAAUGAAGAUUGGACCGGGCUAUUACGAACCUCCUAGCAGAUCCAACGGAUGGUCGUUAGUUAUCGAGGGAAACGACUACAAGGUCUGGGAAGUAUCCAAGUAAAAUCCUGAUGAAUCACGAAAUUCAGACAAUGAAAAAUCACUUCCUUGUUGGAUGAACCUCAUAUAAAUUGUGACAGAAGGCUGAAGAUAAUGCUGCUAUUGGAUCGUGGAUAGAAGAUUUAUACAGUUUUAUAUGUAUUAUACAUAUUCAUUGGCUCUAAAAGAAGCAUUCAUUGAGGACAAUGUUAAUGUUGUUGUAAAGUUUCACCCAUUGGUGGCCAUGUAUAAAUUUACCUGCAGGUUAAUAAAGGUUAAUAAUAUACAAUGAAAUGUCGGGUGAUGCAAUUGUACCCACCCUUUUUCCCCC